UUGACGGCAUUGUAUCAACAAGUGUGUGAGAUUUUUAUUGACCAUGGCCUACCCUUUGACCACGUCUGGGUAAACAACCUUUAAUGAGUUUAAGAGAGAAAGAGAGAGAGAGAGAGAGAUGGUUGUGUUAAUCGUUACUUUUUUCGUACCUAGAACUGGAUCAUGGUGUGGAGACAACAGUUAUCGUUCCAGUCAUUAUCUGAACUAUACGGUCAGGAUAAAGUGAUUCAGUCGUUACAUCCGAGAGCACGUAAAGCGGUGCGGCAAAUCUACUUGGAACAACUGGAUAAAUACAUGCAGUGGUUUCCUUGGUCGUGGUUUUCUGAUAUGCAGUUUAUUGGUGCUGGUGGAUUUUCUGCCGUCUAUGCCGUUCAUAUGACACCAGCCUAUGACCCACAACCACUACGUAUGGCACUUAAAAUAGUCGACGACAAGCUCCUCAACGAGAUCUCGGUGCAGUCAAAAGCUUUUUUACCACUGCUAUUUCAGGGAUUGACAGUGUGUGAGAGUACAGGCGAUUUAAUGAUGGUAAUGAAGUUUAGUAAUGAUGGCAAUUUAGAAGAUCACAUGCAACAGCUCCCACUUGGGGAUCUUGAUCUAAAGACGAUUACAGGCACGAUAUUACGAUUAGCAGCGAAUUUAGCGGAUUUACACAAGGUGGGGAUGUGUCAUCGUAAUGUACACCCACGUAAUAUUGUGUGUACAGAUUCUGAUUAUUUCUUGGUGGAUUAUCGAUUUGCGACACCAACGGAGGAAUCGACGUCUGUGACGGGACUGACGAAAGCGGUGUAUGGACGAUUACCGUAUAUUGCACCUGAACUACGACAGGGUAUCUAUACAGAGAAAUCGGAUAUCUAUAGCUUGGGAGUGAUUAUAUGGCAACUUGUGAGUAAAGUAAUAUUUCCUUCACCGGAUGUGCUAUUGGAUGGACAAAAACGAGGAGAGGAACAUGUGUAUCGUAUUGAACGUGUACCUGGGUUACCAGAUUGGUAUGAACGGUUGUAUGUGGCAUGUUUAGAGCCUAAACCAGAGAACCGACCUGAUGCAGGUGAGAUCUCACGAGCCUUACAAAAGAUUCAUCAAGGGCUCCAAUUUUCGGUGCCUCUGGAAGGAAGUGUGACAGAAUAUAUUGUGGCAAGAAGAGCGGAAGCAGCGGAUCAUUUACGUACGUUUGCAAAAGUCAAAGGUAUUGUGUCGGCAUCUACGACGCGAUUAUAUACACUUAGUAACUUGCCAUGUACACAAUUUUUUAUUUCUUUACGGUUUAAAAAUGAUGUAUUUCAGAAUGUGUUUUAAUAAUAAUAAUAAUAAUAAAAGAAAAAGAAUAUAAAAACUUUUUUUUUUUUUUUAGGUACAGGUGAGGUGUGCAUUUUCCCAAAAGGCUUGCAUUUUUUUGAGCUUCUUUGUGGAUUCAGUGUCAAGAUCGUCCAUACCCCACAUGAUUUCUUUAAUACGUUCAGCGGCUUCACCUUUUUCAAGUAC
This is a messenger RNA of Mucor mucedo, 1482 nucleotides long. Its product is annotated as kinase-like domain-containing protein. The record is from RefSeq and is a predicted model, not a curated record. Gene Ontology annotation, biological process: protein phosphorylation. The transcript has 2 exons. The coding region runs from base 163 to 1296 and encodes 377 amino acids. Gene Ontology annotation, molecular function: protein kinase activity; ATP binding. NCBI's taxonomy places the organism in Eukaryota, Fungi, Mucoromycota, Mucoromycetes, Mucorales, Mucoraceae.